Dermacentor silvarum is the source of this 620-nucleotide messenger RNA. RefSeq lists its product as uncharacterized. The record is from RefSeq and is a predicted model, not a curated record. The transcript has 2 exons. NCBI's taxonomy places the organism in Eukaryota, Metazoa, Arthropoda, Arachnida, Ixodida, Ixodidae. The coding region runs from base 1 to 573 and encodes 190 amino acids.
AUGGCCGAGAAAAUUUUUUCUGCUUCGGUCGGCAAGCUCGGCAAGCACGACAAGGACAGUCAGGACCUACGACGUCGCUUUUUUGUGACUGCCAUGGCUCGCAAGGCGCGAGAUGCCGUUCCCAGGACGCGAAGGGCCAGAGUUGACGAAGAACCCGGAGAGAGAGACAAAUUUAUUCUGCCAGCGCUGAACCUCGUGGACGCCGCGGUCGAGGAUGUGUGGCCGCAGGAAAGUCUGCGUCGCGUGUCUGGAAACAGCUCACGAACAGACGCAUCUGAUUCUACUUACCAAACUGGUGCAGUGCCGGAUUCGGUGGACCAGCUGAGAAGCCCUAAGGAUACGGUUGAGCUUCCUUCGGCAGUACGCGAAGCGCCCGUCGUCCACGUCACAGUCCUCAAUUCAACGGAGGAGGGAUCGAGCCACCCCGUUCCCGCUAACGAUGAGCUGCGACCACCUCUAGCAGUCAAGCGUCCGAGGACGAUGGAGCCCGGCAAGGAGCCCUGCGAAGCUCAGUGCGCCCCUUUGGAUGCUGCUGCCAAUUUCCAGGAUACCCAAGAUAUGGACACUUCUUAGUGUGUCGGCGGCGUUGAUACAUCUAUACGCUAUAUACAAGGUGUCCC